Effrenium voratum is the source of this 333-nucleotide messenger RNA. NCBI's taxonomy places the organism in Eukaryota, Dinophyceae, Suessiales, Symbiodiniaceae. The record is from the annotation of a GenBank genome assembly.
AUGGAGGAUUGGGAUCCUUUUGCCGACCCAGCUGACACUGGAGAGGCAGAGGCUUCGCAGGGGUUGACCAUCGACAGGUGGGAAGCCAAUGAUGCAGAACCUUUGAAGGCCAAGGGGGAAGAUGAUGCGAUCUUGACGCUGCAAGAGUGGUGUACGCGGGUUGGCCUUGCUUUAGGAGAGCAGGCAGCUGAAGACGCCCAAGUCGAAUCUGUGGCAGAGCCCGGGCCAGAUGGCACUUCAGGUGCAGAAAAGGGCACGGAAGAAUGCACAGAGCGCAGGGCUCAGCACUUCAAAAGCCUGGAGGUGUCCAUUUGGUGGCUUCCAGCAAGUUGA